Molecule: messenger RNA, 1089 nt
Organism: Ordospora pajunii
Lineage: Eukaryota; Fungi; Microsporidia; Ordosporidae
Product: putative GTP-binding protein
Exons: 1
Coding region: 1-1089 (362 amino acids)
Biological process (GO): cytoplasmic translation
Cellular component (GO): cytoplasm
Molecular function (GO): GTP binding; GTPase activity
Source: RefSeq, a predicted model, not a curated record
AUGAACGUAAUGGAUAAGAUAAAGGAAAUAGAGGACGAAAUGGCAAGAACACAGAAGAACAAGGCAACAAGCAAUCAUCUUGGAAUUCUUAAGGCAAAGCUGGCAAAGCUGAGGAGAGAGCUGAUAAGUGCGCCGAAGGGCGGGUCUUCAGGAGAAGGCGGGUUUGAUGUUGCAAAAACAGGAGUUGCAAGGGUUGGGUUCGUUGGAUUUCCAAGUGUUGGCAAAAGUACUCUUAUGUCGAAAUUGACAGGAACAUUCAGUGCUGUUGCUGAGUAUGAGUUUACGACCCUAACGACUGUUCCUGGUGUUUUGUGCUACAACGGGGCAAAGAUACAGAUCCUGGAUCUUCCUGGAAUCAUAGAGGGGGCCAAGGACGGAAGAGGGCGAGGGAAGCAGGUGUUGGCUGUUGCAAGGACAUGCUCGCUGAUUAUUGUGUGCUUAGACGUGCUCAAGCCGCUUUCACAUAAAGCGGUUAUAGAAAAGGAGCUUGAAGGAUUCGGGAUCAGGAUAAAUAAGGAAGCUCCCAAGAUCAAGGUGACAAAACGAGAGAAGGGAGGGGUGACGUUGAUUGGAGACAGUUUGGACCUGUCAACAGUCAAGGCAGUGCUUGCGGAGUUCAGGAUCUCAAAUGCAGAGGUGUUUACAAACGGGCCAUGCACCAUUGAUGAUAUGAUUGAUGUGAUUGAGGGCAACAGGAAGUAUGUUCCGUGCAUAUUUGUGCUGAAUAAGAUAGACUCGAUCAGUGUUGAGGAGCUUGACCUGCUCUACAGAAUUCCGCAUGCAGUUCCAAUAUGUGCAAACCACGGAUGGAACUUUGAUUCGCUGCUGGCAAAAAUGUGGAGCUAUCUUGAUCUUGUCCGGAUAUAUCCAAAGCCCAAGGGGCAGCCGAUUGACUACAAUGAUCCGGUAAUUCUGAAGAGCAGCAAGCGAAGUGUAGAGAACUUCUGCAAUGCAAUCCACAAAGGGAUUCUCCCCAAACUUAAGUAUGCCCUUGUGUGGGGAACCUCUGUGAAGCACAACCCACAGAAGGUUGGCAAGGACCAUGUAUUGAAUGAUAGUGACAUUGUGCAGAUAGUCAAGAAUGUUUGA